Messenger RNA from Lodderomyces pseudojiufengensis, 483 nucleotides. RefSeq lists its product as uncharacterized. NCBI's taxonomy places the organism in Eukaryota, Fungi, Ascomycota, Pichiomycetes, Serinales, Debaryomycetaceae. Bases 1 to 483 code for a protein of 160 amino acids. The transcript has 2 exons. The record is from RefSeq and is a predicted model, not a curated record.
AUGGUCAAGAUCAGAUAUUCAGUUCUUUUUGGUUUUUCACUGAUUCAAAUUAUUCACGACAAAAUAGUUCAUUUCAUAACUUUUGGCAUUUUAACCAUUGAAUUUUAUUUUAUUUUUGAUACCCAAUACAAAUCAUUGAAAUUAAUUCGAUAUUUGACUUUUACUAUUUGUACAAUCGGAGGAGGAAUAAUCCUGGAAAUCAUUCAACAUUUUGUGAAUCAAAAGAGGAUAUUUGAUCCAAUCGACAUCGUUUGCAAUGUACUUGGAAGUUUAUUGGGUUUGAUUUUAUCAGUUCUUUAUCAAAAUUAUCGCAAGGGAAUUGCCAAAAAGGAGAGAUUACGAUAUCAUAAGUUGAUGAAUAAUAAUCCUGAAUCUUUGGAAGAGAAUGCCAUUUUGAAUGAAGAUACUAAUGAAGUUGAAUUGGGAAGUGAUGGGAGAAGUACUCCAAGUGAUUAUGUUAACAUACAAAUGAAAGAUGUUUAA